Physcomitrium patens is the source of this 707-nucleotide messenger RNA. The record is from RefSeq and is a predicted model, not a curated record. NCBI's taxonomy places the organism in Eukaryota, Viridiplantae, Streptophyta, Bryopsida, Funariales, Funariaceae.
AAUUCACCCGAUGCUACUGGCAGCAGCGUUGUAUGCCGUGGGAGGAUUUCCUUACAUCGUGUGGGGCAUGGCUGUGAGGACGGUGUGGGUGUAUCACAUCACAUGGUUUGUGAACUCUGCAUCGCAUGUGUGGGGAUCGCAGAAGUGGAACACGGGAGACUUGUCUCGGAACAACUGGUGGGUGGCAUUGCUGGCAUUUGGGGAAGGGUGGCACAACAACCACCACGCAUUCGAAUACUCAGCUCGGCAUGGCCUGGAAUGGUGGCAGUUGGACCCGACAUGGUGGGUGAUCCGGGGGUUAGAAGCCGUGGGUCUGGCCACGAAAGUGAAGCUACCGAGGAAGGAUCACAUGGAGAAGCUGGCAUUCUAGCCGACAUCAUAAAUUGCGUGCUAGAGAGGGACGAAAGGGACGUGAGUGGGUUCAGUCGGGUUAGAGCCAGGGGAUGGCGCGAGGCGGUAUAGCAGGAGUGGGAUUGGGCGUGGGCGUGUGGGUAAGGUUUUGGACGACGAGUCAAGAGAGCAGGGAAUUCUUUCACAGCUUGAUGCGGUGCAGUCGGGUUAGGAUGGACUGGUAGAGCGGAAGUAGUAGCCGCCAGAGUUGAGAAGUGUAAAACAGAUGAAUGUGUAUAUCAGGUCAGUUUACCAUGUAUUUUUCUCCUUGGUGCACAGAAAGUGCGCGAUAAUGUGAUGGACUUAUUCGAUAAUAU